Molecule: messenger RNA, 2667 nt
Organism: Drosophila willistoni
Lineage: Eukaryota; Metazoa; Arthropoda; Insecta; Diptera; Drosophilidae
Exons: 4
Coding region: 86-2539 (817 amino acids)
Source: RefSeq, a predicted model, not a curated record
GUGUUGAAAACUACAAACGAAUUUGUCGUAUUGGUGAUCAGAAAACUUUGUGGCAUUUUAUUAACAAAUAUUAAAAAAGUGCAUUAUGGAAAAAUCAUUUCAGUGCAUGAAUUGUACCGCGAUAUUUGCAAAGAAAAAGUUUUUGACCAUCCACCUCAAGGAAGAGUGUGGCGAUGCAGGCGACAGCGUAUAUGAAUUGCGUCUUUCCCAGAGAGACCACGUGCACGGCACUCAAUAUGGUCAAUCUUCUUUGUCGAAUAAUUCUUUUUACAUGCACAAUUGCAUGCCAUCACAGCAACACUAUCCGGAUGAUGGGGUGCUUUUUGCAGGUGUUGCGCAGCAACAGCCACGCCAGAGAUCAGGUAAUUAUGAUUGGGAGCGCAUCAAUUAUAAAAUUGAACAUGACCAACAGAUGGAGACAAUGGUAAAUGAUCGGGAAAUGAAGCCGUCGCACGGCAAUAAUAACAUGAUGCUGCACGGACCCAUUGGUGGGCCUGGCCAAAGGGGUGCCACCUGUUCAAUAGCCGCCUUUAAAUUGGCUGGUUGUCUUAAGAGGACUGCAUCACCCCCAAAUAACAUGGGCCCAAGUGGCCAGUAUGGAGUAAAGCGUCAAUCUGUAGUCUUUAAAAACGAUGAGCCACCCGGCAUCUAUUCUGUUGGACAUGAUGAAAUGGGGUCCAUAACAGGCAUGUCAAUGCCGCAGCGUCAGAUGUGGGGUAACUUUAGCGGGGAAUCCCAGACAGUCGGUGAUAUCCAGAUUGAUCAAAAUCCUUUCCUGACAAAAGGACAAAGCCUGUCUAUGAACCCUUUCAAGCGAAAUACCAACUUUAACUCCGAAUUCGAGAACAACAGCAACUAUGUAAAUAUAAAUAAGGAUUUAUUUUUACCUGGAAAUGGCAAUCCAUUGCCUUCACCGCACAAUUCCGGCGGCUUCUUCCCGAAUGAUUCUAACGUUAAUAGAGCCAAGAGUUGCGGAUUCGGAUUACCCGAUAAUGGCGACGAUUUUGGUCAGCAACAGCAUCGCUCAUUCAUUCCGAUGAAUUCUGAUGAUCGCCAGAUAGAGAAUACUAUCCCAAAUUCAGGAGACUCCUCCAGCAACUGGGCCUAUACAUCGCGACCAUCCUUAAAUUCUCAGCAAAACUAUGGCAAUCCAAAUUUCAAUCCUGAUAACUCGGAGGAAAAUUGGGAUGAUAAUCAAGACUCCGGCGUCAAUGAAGGGCAUAAUAAUGGUGGAAAUUGUGACGAAUCAAUGGAACAUCUCGAUUCCAACAUGCAAAUAUCGAAUUUAAAUUCCAUUCAAGACUCUGGCCAUCAAUCUUCAUCGUCAAAUAUGAGGCUUGCCCGUCAGAAGCAUUAUAAUACCAAUCGUAGUUUAAAUAGAAAGCAAGGAUACAAAAGCAGACAAUUUGGGGGAAACAACGGCGGACGUAACAUGCGCCAAAACAAUAAUGGAUACUAUGGCCAAUUAUCGGAAAACUGCCAACAACAUUUUGGCCCACAAUCUGUAUCGUCAGAUGCAUUGGUUGUAGUUGUAGCUCAUCCUUCCAUAGGAGCAGCUUGUUUAAAUGUGCCUGGCCCUGGUUCAGGUCGUCCAGCUUUAGUUCGUGGCCAGAAGGCGCAAACACAAGCUAAAGUUCUUGCAGUGCAAGAUCAGAUGACAGUAGAUGAGCCAGUGACCACUAAGAAGACCAAGUCGGAGAAGAGGAUUCUCAAAAUUGCCCGUAAGCGUGGUUUCAUCCUUGGCGGCUUUAAAUUGCCUUAUUUCGACAACAAAAGUCAACAAUUGCCCCAACCAGAAAAGGAAUCCUAUGCCUUAGCAUUUUUCGAGGAGAAGCCCAUUUACACUAUCAACGUAAAGAAUGAAGACGAUGAAGUGACUGCCGCUGUAUUCGAUGAUGCAGAUCAGAAGAAUACCAAAGGCGACUCGGAACGACCCUCGCGUUGGAUGGGAAAAACUGCUCGUAAGCAAUUGCGAAUUGAGUGGACUAAUCUCCACGAUUCUAAAGAUUAUAAGAGCUGGAAGAAUUGGUGGACCGACUUCAAGCGUUAUGGAGUCGAAAUCCAAAAGGAAUUGGUCAAACUAGGUUGUUUAAACCUAGAGCAUUGCUUUUUUCCAAACUAUGUCAAUUUAAACACCGAAGAAGUUGUGCACGAUGUCAUUAAAUCGGUUAAAUACGCUUUGGGCAAUAAGCCGGGAAUGCCUUAUGAUAACAUGAAGGCGAUCCUCAUCCUGAUGAAUACCACAUUUUUGGCGAAUCUUAAAUCGGAAUCGGACCUGCAGGCUGUUCAGGAUACUAUUCGCAGUGUCCCAAAUGAGCUCUGGCUUUUCAAAAUGCGCAGCAUGGUCUUCACGUGGGUUAAAUAUAAUAAUAUUAUUAUAAAUAAGAAAGCAGACAAAAAGGCUGCAGUCAAUUGGAUGGCCAAACAAGCGUUUAAAAAUCCAUGCUUCCAUUGGUUGGCAAUGUUGGCCUUUAGCGAGUUAGAAACUGUCAGUGAACUUGCUUGGUCGGAUCAUGAGAAGGAAUUUCCUACUAUCUAAGGAGAUGGUAUUCCAUCGGAAUCGUAUAUAAAUUUAAAACUUAUCUUCUACCUCUGAAUAGCAAAAACAUUGCCGAAUAAUUUUCUUUUGUAUUACGUAACAUAUAAAUAAAAAUCAAUGAUCUUUGA